AUGGCGUCUUAUGAUGGCCUUGUGUCUACUGUCCUAUGGGCAAUCUUUGUCAUUCAAGUAAUUGAAUUCAGUCAUUCCAACGCUUCAACCAAUGUAAGCUGUAUUGGUGCGGAGAGGGAAGCUCUUCUAAAGUUCAAGCAUGGUCUUACUGAUCCUUCAAGACGCCUGUCGUCAUGGACUGGAGAAGAAUGUUGCAAGUGGGAAGGAGUUGAAUGCAACAAGAAAACCGGCCAUGUCCUGAAGCUUGAUCUUCAUAAUCCAUGUAUAGAAGAGAUCAAUAUUAAAGUCUUUGUACCUUCAAAUAAGUGCAUGCUGGGAGGUAACAUAGUUCUUUCUUUAACUGAAUUGAAGUAUCUGAAAUAUCUAGACCUCAGUGUCAACAACUUUUCAACCCAAAAAAUCCCAACAUUCUUUGCUUCUCUUCAAAAAUUGGAGUAUCUAAACCUUUCACAUGCAAGCUUCAACGGAAAUAUUCCUAGGCAGCUCAGUAACCUUUCCAAAUUACAGUACUUGGAUCUCAGUAUUAACUUCGCUAUGGGUGAUUUAACCUCGAACGACUUUGACUGGGUGUCGAAAUUGUCUUCCUUGAAAUAUUUGCACAUGUCCGGUGUUAACCUUUCUAAGGUCAAAGAUUGGAUUGGUUGCAUUAACAUGCUACCAUCUUUGCAAUCUUUGGGAUUGAGCUUUUGUGGAUUGCAAGAUAUAUCUAGCUCUUUGCAAGCCAAUUUCACAUCUCUUAGAUUUCUCAGUAUCGGGGCCAAUAAUCUAAGUUCUAUUCCCCCAUGGAUCUAUAACAGUAGCAAGCUAGAACAUAUUGAUUUGUCCAAUCGGUAUAAGUUUAUAUUUUUCGAUGGCAUCCAAGGGCCUUUUCCCACAGCAAUCGUCGAGAAUAAUCAAAGGCUGGUCUUCUUGGACGUGUCUUGGAAUUUAAUACGAGGUGAUUUUCCCAAAAAUUUGAGUAGUCUUUGCAACUUGCAAUUAGUACGAUUAGAAGGUAACAACUUAAAUGGGAAUAUCUCCGACAUUUUAGGUGAUUCACUUGGUUGCGCACAAAGUAAGUGGAAGAUCUUUGAUGUUUCCGAUAAUAAUAUUAGCGGCGACAUGCCAAAUCAAUUUGGAGAUUUCAAAGAAUUAGAGUACCUUGAUCUUUCUUCUAACUUGAUUUCUGGUUCUAUUCCUGCUAAUUUGAUGGAGCUAUCGUCUCUAAGAACUCUUGGCCUACACAGGAAUGGCUUUACUGGAGAAAUCCCAAACUGUUUGUCAAAUAUGCCGACAAUAUUUGUCAUUGAUCUCAGCGACAAUGAAUUCACGGGUAGGUUACCGCCAUUUGGGCCACAAUCUCCAGAUUUGGCAAUGAUCAAUUUAGAGAAAAAUCGCUUUGUUGGGGGUAUUCCUCCCCAAUAUUGCCAACUUAAAUAUCUCAAAUUCUUGAGCCUAGCACAGAAUUACAUUUCUGGACCCAUUCCCAAUUGUUUUGACGGGAUCUUGUCUAUGGCUAAUGAGACUAAGGAAUAUUCGGAUGGGAUUUAUGUCGAUGUUAAGGUUAACACAAAGGGAACUAGCCAAAUAUAUGGGAAUACGCUUCGAUACUUCCACUCAAUCGAUCUUUCAGCAAACAUGUUGGAUGGGCAAAUACCAAAAGAGUUUACUAAGCUCGUCAGACUUCAAAAUCUGAACCUCUCUCAGAAUAAGUUGAGUGGAUAUAUCCCCUCAAAUAUUGGUGACUUGAAAAACUUAGAAUCUCUUGAUCUUUCCAGAAACAAAUUGUCAGGUACCAUCCCUCCGGGCAUAUCUAGCAUCGACUUCCUUAGUCAUCUCAAUCUGUCCUUCAAUAGACUCUCUGGCCCUAUUCCGUCUGGCAAUCAUCUACACACCGUGGACGAUGAAUCGGUUUAUCGCGGCAAUGACAGGCUUUGUGGAGCUCCUCUUCUGAAUACUUGUCCUGGAUACGAGCCACCUGGUAGUGAUGGGCGCGACGGUGAUAAUUUCGGAGGAGAUAAGCCUAGCGAAGGUGAUUUGGAUAUCCGCAAUUGGUUCUAUGCGGGAUUGGGACCUGGCUUUACGGUGGGAUUUCUAGGAUUCUGUAGUGUCUUGCACUUCAAGGGAUCUUGGAGGGUCUCUUACUUCCAAGCGAUGGAUAAGGCCAUUGAGAAAUUUUCAAUGACAACAGUGAUCACCAUGCUUUGGUUCAAGAGAACAUUCCCACGACGUAAAAAGGAGCUUGUAUAG
Eucalyptus grandis is the source of this 2229-nucleotide messenger RNA. RefSeq names its product receptor-like protein EIX2. The transcript has a single exon. Gene Ontology annotation, molecular function: protein binding. Lineage: Eukaryota; Viridiplantae; Streptophyta; Magnoliopsida; Myrtales; Myrtaceae. The record is from RefSeq and is a predicted model, not a curated record. The coding region runs from base 1 to 2229 and encodes 742 amino acids.